Messenger RNA from Fragaria vesca subsp. vesca, 1529 nucleotides. RefSeq names its product proton-coupled amino acid transporter 3-like. The transcript has 4 exons. Gene Ontology annotation, cellular component: vacuolar membrane. The record is from RefSeq and is a predicted model, not a curated record. Gene Ontology annotation, biological process: amino acid transmembrane transport. The coding region runs from base 91 to 1320 and encodes 409 amino acids. Gene Ontology annotation, molecular function: amino acid transmembrane transporter activity. Lineage: Eukaryota; Viridiplantae; Streptophyta; Magnoliopsida; Rosales; Rosaceae.
AUAGAAGCAGGAAUCAACCCCGAAAAUCUACCCCCUUCUUAUCUGGAUAAGUAAUCAUAUUCGCCAACAUCAAGGGGAAUACUCAAAUCAAUGGCGGGCGGUAAACAAAGCGCGGCGGGGGUUCCUCUGCUGGAAAAGGCCGUGGGGGCUUCGAGGGGUCAGACGCUCGGAAACAUAAUCGUCUCGGUUGUUGGGACCGGAGUUCUUGGCCUUCCGUAUGCUAUGAGAAUCGCUGGUUGGCUUGCUGGCUCGCUUGGCGUCAUUGUCACUGGGAUCUCCACCUACUACUGCAUGCUCCUCCUUGUGCAAUGCAGGGAGAAAUAUGCAUCAGAAGAAGAUUCAGUGGUUAAAAAGUCUUAUGGUGAUUUGGGGUAUGAAUGUAUGGGAAGGAAAGGUCGUAUUCUGACCGAAUCCUUGAUUUUGAUUGCUCAGUGCGGGGGCUCUGUGGCUUAUCUUGUGUUUGUUGGCCAAAAUGUUUCAUCUAUGUUCAAUGGCCAUGGAAUCUCGGUUAAUUCUUGCAUAUUUUUGCUAGUGCCGGUGGAAAUUGGGUUAUCUUGGAUAGGUAGUCUAUCUGCUUUAGCUCCCUUCAGUAUCUUUGCUGCCAUCUGCAAUUUGUUGGCUAUGGCAAUUGUGGUAAAGGAAGACAUACAGCAAGCUGUAGAGGGUGAGUUUUCUUUUAGGGAUAGGACGGCGAUCACAUCAAAUAUAGGAGGAUUGCCAUUCGCAGGAGGCGUUGCAGUGUUUUGUUUUGAGGGGUUCGGGAUGACAUUGGCUUUGGAAGCCUCUAUGAAAGAUAAAACCCAGUUCCCAAAAUUGCUUGCUCAGGCUUUCACAGGGAUAAGCAUUGUCUACGCUUUGUUUGGAUUCUUUGGAUACAUGGCUUACGGUGAUCAAACAAGAGAGAUUAUCUCUCUCAAUCUCCCUCAAAAUUGGUCUUCCAUAGCCGUUCAGAUUGGCUUGUGCUUGGGUUUAGUAUUUACAUUCCCGAUCAUGCUCCACCCAAUAAAUGAGAUCAUAGAGGGAAACAUAACAAAAGAUUCAUCUACAAGACUGGGAAAAUUGGGAAUAUACAUGAGUCGAGCAAUGGUGGUGAUGGUGUUGGCCAUCUUCGCCUCAUGUGUGCCCGGAUUUGCAGUGUUUGCUUCACUUGUGGGAAGUACAGUAUGUGCACUGAUAUCAUUUGUAUUGCCAGCCACAUUUCAUUUAAAAUUAUUUGGUUCUUCCCUACAGUUCUGGCAGAAAGCCUUGGAUUUCUUCAUUUUACUGUGUGGAUUACUUUUUGCGGUAUAUGGUACUUACAAUGCCAUUGUCGGUGUAUGAACUGAUCACUCAAAACACACAGACGUUGUUGCAGCCAUUGAUGAAUUAGUACUUUACAUGCAAGACACAGAUGAAUAGAAAGAGCAGAAGGAGACAACCUUCAAAAGAUACUGUAUUCUGUAUCUAGUAUCUGAAUUAGAUGUAGCACAGUUCUUCUAAUAUUGUACCUUAUUGAUUGUCAGUGGAGUAUGGACUUCAGAUGUCUUUUU